AUGGUGCGAGCCAGUCAAGGCCGCAAUGAUCCGACGGGGCUUGGUCAGGGCAUGGAGCUGCCGCACGAGGGAAUGCAUGUCCUGAUACGCCGAGAACAGAAGACGGCAGAAGAGAGCGAGGAUGCAGCGUUGAAUGGCUGCCUGCCCUCCUCCUCCUCCUCUUCCUCCCCAUCUUGUGCUGGUGGCGGGCCACUAUCCCUCGACGUCUUUCUCCCACCCUCCCAGACGCUCCUCAUGGCUCCUGGCCUUCUAGGUAUCUUUGGAAAGCGCGACAAGUCCAGGUCCCCACGGCCUUCUGCCGCCCUGCCCCAACCGCCGUGGGCGUCCGUGUCUUCGCACGAAGCCAGCGCUGGUCCCUCGUCCAGCAGAAGCACCGCGUCCGCGAGCACUGCCGCAGACCGGGAUCGUGAGCACGAGGGCUCUCAACUUUCGGCUGAGACCGACUAUGUUCUCCCAGAUGCAGACAGCAUUCCCGCCAGCCAUAACGUCUACCCCCAUCUCAACCACCCCUCUCCCCCGAGCGCGUCCUCCACUAAACUGAACAUGUUCCGACGCAGGAAGCAGUCUACCCCCGGCGCGCCCCCCGCCCCUCCUUCCCCUUCCAGCAAAAUAAACCUCAACGACAGCCCCCCACGCCAGCGCCCUCCAAAGUCCUCCUCCACCUCCACCUCCAGCCAGCCGUCCACCAUCGUGCAGACCGACUACUUCGCUCCCCAGCCCCUCCACCCCCCGCCCUCCCGCGCUAACCUCUUCGCCCAGUACGGAGACAGCGCCUCCUCCACUCACUCCCUUCCGCAGCACCAGUCCCAUGUCCACCUCCGCACCGAUUCUCACGACAGCAGCGUCAGGUACGAAACCAUGAGCAACCCAGAUCCCCACGCCCCGCCCGUCCCGCCCAAAAAGAAAGCUCCUGCGACGGGCGGUAGUAGUGGCGGCGGCGGCGGCGGCGGCCUAUUCGCCUGGGCCCGCUCGCGCGACCGCUCCAAAUCUAAACCACCCCGCCCCGGUCCGGAGGUCCUCCCGCCCUCCCUCCCCUCCGUCGACCAGUCCUCCUUCAACCUCAAAUCCUUCCGCCACGUGAACGGCUCCCGCUCCCCGCUCCAGCUCCCCGAGCGCCCGCCAUCGUCUGCCUCGGUGUACGCACCCCCCGUGCGGCCGCGCGGAAACAGCUUCGCCAGUGACUCGUCGCAACGCAUCUCUGUUGCCGCGUUCCGCGAGGCGCAGGCCCGCCGCAGCGCCGCCGGGUCUCCCGUGCAGACCUUUGGCGACGGUCUCAGACCAGAGUCGCCAAGCGCCGGGCCCAGUCCGCGCCUGUCGCCCAGUAUGUCACAGCAGCAACAGCAGCGAGGUCGACAGCGCUCUUCUACAGUCGGCUCCCCCUCUUCGCAGGUGCUCGUCGGUCCCCCCAUCACCCGGACACCACUUCCACAGCUCCCGCAACCAUCAGCCCCUUUCCAGAACCGCACGUCCAAAGCGAACCUCUUCUCGGGGUCGUCCACCGAAUCGUCGUCUUCGGAAGAGUCCGAAUCUGAAGAAGAGGAAGACAACGAGGACACGCUCCGUCCCACGCGCAAGCGCACGAUCACGCAAAAGCCAAAGGCGGAGUCCGAGCUCGGACACCGCUCGGGCCCGCAUCCGCUCUCCUCGCCAUUUGCCUCGCCGUCGCCUUUUAACCUAGAUGUGAACCGCGGCUCGCCGUAUACCUCUCCUGUCUCGCGCGGGCGGGCCGGCGCAGGAGGGUCUGGCAGCGCCGGCCCCAGCCCGCGUAUUUCCCCGGCGCAAUCGUCAUCGACGCCGACACCCCACGACGAUCGCGCAAACUUGACCGCCGGAGCCGGCAACGGCGUGUACUUGCGAGCGCGCGGGAGCGUGUCCACCUCUGCGCUCGUCCCGAGCGCGACGGCCAGGCGAGCCUCUCUCAUCUCCAAGAAGAACGCGACAGCAUCGUCGUCCAAAGCGGCUCCAGCCCGGCCUGUCAUCGCGCGGCCCCGCUCACGUCUAAACUCGGCCUCGUCGACGUCCUCGGACUCGGGCUCGUCCGACUCUUCAGAAGACGACGCACCGCUGGCCUCAUUCAUGCUCCCCUCAAGACCGGGCAGCGCCGCCUCGAAUGGGUCGCGCGGGCCCGCGAAGCCCCUGAUUGACAUCAAGGCGCUCACCAAGCAACCGCUCCCGCGACGCACGCUCGACGAUUCUCCACGGCAGCAGACGGAUGCGCGGCGCAGUCCGGACAGCGGCCGCGCGCCGCGCAAGGACUCGUUCGGCGUUAGCGAGCGGCUCGCGCAACUCGCCACGGGCCUUGCGGCGGGCUCGAGCAAAUCACCGCCGUCGUCCCCGCCCACGCAGUCCCCUCCAUCCUCGAAAUUCACCUUCCCGCCGACGAAGCUCAAAGUCGACACGGCGAGCGCCCGGCCGACGUCGUCGGGGUCGACGGUGUCGCCGGGCGCGAGCGCCGCGGCGGCGGCGGAGUCGAGCCCGAGCCCCAUUGUGCCGACGCCGAUCCGGCAGCGCCAGCCCGCGCCUUCGUUCUCUGUCAUGUCGCGCCCGAUCUCGCACGCGAGCUCGAACUCGGUCGGCACGAUCACAGGCGCAGAGGCGUCCGCGAUGCGGGACGCGAGCGGCGGCGCGCGGCCGACCGUGCGGAUGGUGCAGAGCGCGGGCACGGGGUCGCAGGGGAAUGCGCUGCCGCGCCCGCAGGCGCAGCCGGCCCCGCGGACGGCGUCGAGCUCGCACGUGACGAUGACGCUGGUGUCGCGCAUCCCGAAGAACGACGUCACGGGCGAGGCGCCCGCGUCGUUCUCAGCGUCGCCGACGUCGUACGCGGCGCCGCCGCCGCCGAAGCCGUUCACGACGGGCCUGCUGCGGGAUAACAGCCCCGCGAGCUCGACGGGGGACUCGAGCAGCGGGCGGAUGCCGGCGACGCCGCGCGACGGGAGCGAUAUCGGUGCGCGGAGCGCGGGCGACGAGGAGAGCGCGGUGGGGAAGCCGAGCUCGAUGGCCGGGAGUAGGAAGCCGCGGACGAAGAGGGCGAGCGUGUCGUUCAUGGAUGAGCCGGAGAGGGAGAAGCUGAAGACCUUGGGCGCGGGUGGGAGUGGGGGUGGGAGUUGGAGCGGGAAUGCGGGCAGUGCGGAGGAGAAGAGGAAGGAGAGGCGGAGGACGGAGGCGAAGGCUUCCAUUGCACUGGGCAAGGUCAUCAACGGCAGAGGUCCCAUUGUCGAUGAUGAUGAUGACGGCGACGACGAGCGUCCCGUCAAUAUGGGUCCUCGGAUGAACAUGGGCAUGAGCAUGCUUGGUGCCAACCCGAUGAUGAACAUGAGCAUGCCUACCAAUCUCAAUGUCCCAUUCCCGACCGGCGACUACAACAACAUGGGCCAACCGAGCUCGAACACGAUGAGCAUGAACAUGAACAUGAACAUGGGCAUGAUGGGCAUGGGCAUGGGCAUGGGCAUGGGCAUGGACCCCAGCGCGAUGAACCCAAUGAUGAUGGCCGCGCACCAGCAAGCUAUGAUGAUCGCCAAGCAGACGUACCAGCUCGCGGUCGCGCAGCAGGCGAUGCAAGAUGCCGCGGACGAGUGGGAACGCGGGUCAAGCGUGAGCGGGUGGGGUGGCGGCGGCGGCGGGCGCGCGAGCGUCGCACCGAGCAGCGUCAACGUGCCGACCGGGGGCAUGCCGAUGAUGAACGGGAUGUUCCCGGGAGCCAUGAGCAUGGGCAUGGGCAUGGGCAUGGGCGGCCUCAGCCCGGGAGGGAUGAACAUGGGCAUGGGGUGGCAGGGCGGCGCGGGGAUGAUGUUUCCGCAGGGCCCGCGGUCGAUGUACACUGGGAGCGUGUAUGCGGCCAGUGACGCGGGCGGGAGCGUCGCGGGCGGCGGGUGGGGCUCGCGCAGCGCGUACGGUGAGAACUUCGGGGGCGACAGGCCGCCGCGCUCCUCGCGGCCGAAUCACGGCUCGCCGGCGUCCGCGAGCGUCGCGGGCGGUGGCGGCGGGAACGGCGGGAACGGGUCGAGGAAGGACGGCCCGCGGACGCGGACGCGGACGGCGCCGUCAAGCGGUCCUGGGCAGGCGCCGGGCAAGAGAGGCGGGCAGGCGCUGUUGGGCGCCGUGUCGCCGCCGUCCAGCUGGAGGGGUCCGUCAUGA
Heterobasidion irregulare TC 32-1 is the source of this 4134-nucleotide messenger RNA. RefSeq lists its product as uncharacterized. Bases 1 to 4134 code for a protein of 1377 amino acids. The transcript is spliced from 4 exons. The record is from RefSeq and is a predicted model, not a curated record. NCBI's taxonomy places the organism in Eukaryota, Fungi, Basidiomycota, Agaricomycetes, Russulales, Bondarzewiaceae.